Messenger RNA from Gasterosteus aculeatus aculeatus (three-spined stickleback), 4109 nucleotides. RefSeq names its product nucleolar protein 8 (gene nol8). Gene Ontology annotation, molecular function: RNA binding. Lineage: Eukaryota; Metazoa; Chordata; Actinopteri; Perciformes; Gasterosteidae. The record is from RefSeq and is a predicted model, not a curated record. Gene Ontology annotation, cellular component: nucleolus. Gene Ontology annotation, biological process: protein localization to nucleolus.
CUACAGCUGCUGCGGAAUCUCACACAGCGGAACCUUUCAUUUCUGCGGAAACAAAGCGCGGAAGGGAAAGACGGUGGGAUUGCAUUGCGGCACCGGACAGAGUUGAUUGAAACACCUGCUUGAUACAUGUGAGUGUUGCCUUGGCAACGGAGCAAUGAGGCGGCUGUACGUCGGUGGGUUGAGCCACACGGUCACCCAGAAUGAUCUGAAGGAGCGAUUUGGAAGGUUUGGAGAUGUGGAGGACGUGGAGGUCCGGACAAGGAUGGACGACGAGGGUGUUCCUUAUAAAACCUUCAGCUACAUUAACAUCAACAUUUCAGACGGCGACCUGAAGAAAUGUAUGACGUUGUUGAACAAAUCCAAAUGGAAAGGAGGAACUCUGCAGAUUGAAACCGCCAAGGAGAGUUUCCUGCAGAGGCUGGCGGAGGAGCGGCAGACGGCAGCGGAGCAGAAGGGCCUCCGGCAGCCUAAAGCUGAGGACCAGAAGCAGAAGGUGCUGGACUCCCUGAGCAAAGCCGGCGUGGAGAACUUCACCAUGAAGGCCGCCGUGCCGGGGACCGAAGUGCCGGGACACAAGGACUGGGUGGUCAGCAAAUUCGGGCGAGUCCUCCCCGUCCUGCAGCUCAAGGCUCAGAAAGGCAGCAGGGCUCGGACGCUGAAGUACGACCCGUCCAAAUACAGCCACAACAUCCGCAAGCUGGACCGGGCCGGCGGCGCCGACCUUCCCACGCCGGUCACGCCGGUCACACAGCUCACCUGGGAGGUGCAGGGCGGCGACGACGACAUCAGCAAGAAGAGGCGGGGAGAGUUCCCUCUGUAUGAGCCGCCGAGACGCAAGAAGGGUCGGGCGGACGCGGGGAGCGCCCGCGAUGCUGAAGGCGCAGCCAGAGCCAAGCCGACCGUUGGCUCCGCCCCUCGCGCCGAGGCCCCGCGGCUCGCCAACGGAAGAGAAGCGGCGACCGACCCCGGGCCGGCUCGGAGGGAGUGGCCGCGCUUCGCCGGCGCCGAUUCAGACGACGAAAUCCGCAGACUGGUGGCGCCGCAGGACACCUCCCAUGAUGCACUGCGGCAGGAAGAGGACGACGACGGGGAUAAGCUGGAGGUAGUCGGACUGGACUAUCUGGUGAAGUCUGGCCGGAAAGGAGGUCCAGAUCACAAAGACGAGAAUGACUACGACUCCGCAGACACGGAUGAACUGUUCGCCUCCAGGAAAGCUGCUCUUCCUCCACCGCAGGAGAGACCGACUCCACGAGCUGCAGCGGGCAACCGGAAGAGAAAGCUGAUGAAGAAGAAGAAGAAGAAGAGUGGAGGUGGGGAGGAGGAGGUGGAGGAGGAGGAGGACGAUUCCUCAGAGGAAGAGGUCUUCUCCAGGAAACCGCCUGCUGAAUGCAGUUCUCAGAACCAAAGUAAGAAGAUGAGAGUCCUCCCCGUUGUGAAUCCCCCCUCCUCAGAAUCCGAUGGAAGCGAGGAGGAGGAAGAGGAAGAAGAACCGUCCGAUUGCAGCGAUUCUGACUAUGAAGCCAUGUUCUCCAACGUCACCCAUCUGUCGAUCUCCCUGGCUGAUCUCCAGAAGCUGGCUGAGGAAUCCCCGCAAACCCCUGAGACCCGUGAGACUACAGCUCCCAGCGUCCUGCCGCCUGCACACAAGAAGGGCAUCCUGCCCGAGGAGAUCCUCGCCUCCCUCAUGAGGGACGACCCCAGAAAGGACAAGCUGAAAGAGCGAAUAAAAGCACCUCCACUGCCAGCGUUCAAAGGGACGAGAGCGCUGAGCGGGGGGGAGGAGAGGAGACCGAAAGAGGAGGGAGGAGGUAGCGUCAAAAAACAGAAGCUGGUGGAGGAACCUCCUCCGAUGAAUCACAAAGCGACAGGAAGUACAAUCAACGGACGGGACCUCGCGGAGUCAGAGAGCAGUGAGGAGGAGGAGGAGGAAGCAGCGUGCGAGGUGGUGAAGAACAUUGCUGAGGCGGGUUCCUCCUCUAGCAGUGAGGAGGAAGAGGAGAAAAGGAAGAAGAAGCAUCUCACCGCUCAGCCUGAAGCAGCAGCAGCCUCUUCCUCCAGCUCCUCCUCAUCCUCUGAGGAAGGGCAAGAAAACGCUGUGAAAGCAGCAAAACCUCCCGCUGCUCCCGACAGUGAGUCCUCCAGCGAAGAAGAGGAGGAGGAGGAGGAGGAGAAGAAGCAGGCUCCUCCCCUCCGCCUGCCGCUAGGAGCGAAGGAGGAAGAGGAGCGUCAGAGGAAGGCCAACGAGAGGAGGCUGGCUGCCGUCCAGCAGAGACAGAAAGAGGCCGACGAGCACAAGCAGCUCAUCCAGGGAGCUUUAUCCAACCUGGACGCUCCAAAAGCGGCGGCAGGGAAGCACAUCGUCUUCGGCUCCGACGACGAAGACGAGCGGCAGACGACGCCAAAGAAGACGGUGUCCCGGGACGGCCGGUCGGAGGGCGAGGCCACGGUAGGAGAUGAGGAAACCGCAAAAGGAAAGAUGUGUCCGAAGCCGUCUGUCCCUCAACUGUUUGCCGGCGACGAGGAGGAAGGUGACGAAGAGGAGGACGGCAGCAGAUUCGACAUCAAGCCUCAAUUUGAAGGUCGAGUGGGACAGAAGCUGAUGGAGCUGCAGUCUCGUUUCGGGAGGGACGAGCGAUUUAGAAUGGACUCUCGCUUCUUGGACGAAGAGGAAGAGGAGGAGUCAGAGAAAAAGAAGAGCGGCACUGAGGAAGAGGAGGCUCUGGACGAGGAGAAGAAGAAGAACCUGUCGAUCCUGCAAGACGUCCUCGGCGGCAGCCGACCAGCCGGCGGCGCCAAGACGGCCGCCAAGCCCAAAGCCUUCAGAGACGUCUCAGCGCUGCAUUACGACCCGAGCAGAGAGGAACACGCUGCGUUCGAGACCAAAACGGACAACGCCAAGAAGGACAGCAAGGCGGCCCGGAGGAAGAAGAGGGAGGAGGCCCAGAAGCUUCCGGAGGUUUCCAAGGAGAUUUACUACGACGUGUCCGGCGACCUGAAGGCCGUGUUCGGUCAGGCGAAGGUGGCGGCGGAGGAGGAGGACGUCGUCCCCGCCGCCGAAGACGAGGAGACCAACUGGGACCGAGAGGAAGAGGCAGAAGGAGGAGGCGGCGAGGACGAAGAGCCGGCCCUGCAGUCGUCCCUCCUCGGCGCCGAUCCCGCAGCAGAGAGCGAGGAGGCGUCCGGGUUUAAAUUCUCCUUCUUCGAGGACGACGCGCAAACAGGAAGUGGAGAGACGGCAGAGUACAAAGUAGAGAGCAUCCAGGCGCCAAAGGUGUCAUGGCAGCAAGACCUGCGUUUCCCAGACAGCAGCUCGGAUGAUGAUGAUGAGGAGGAGCAGCCCGAGGAGGAAGAGCAGGAGCAACCCGACGUCACCGCUAAAACCACAGAAGUGGAGAUUCCCUCAAAGCCGCAGCUGUUCUUCUUCUACUGUGACGACAGCAGACUGACCGAGGGUCCUCGGUCGUUCUGUCGUCCCUCUCACCUGGAGGAGCAGAGGGAGCAGUGGGAGGAGAGGAGGACCGAGCUCAGAGAGGAGUACCGCAAAAAACACAAGGACGCCCGGAGGAAGCUGAGGUCCUCCCUGAAGAGCUGAGGAUUAUGGGAAGUUCACCGGUCCGGAUUUCAGAAUCGGGGGCUGACGGAUCAUUUGUCCCCUCUUGGUGCUGUUUUGUGCUGCAGGCGGGUUUCCAGUCAGCAGGAUGGACACCAAGUGGCAGCUGAAGACGCACAACGAGUAACAUCCUCAGAGUCAUUUUUUUUCUUCUUCAUUUUCCUAAAAUAUGUUGCGGACAGUACUGUAGUUGCUAUGGUGAUGAUGCUGCAAAUGAACAUCCAGCACGUACCUCAGACCAGAGGACCAACCCUGUUCUUAUGAAAUGGUAUAAUUGAUGAAAUACGUGCCUUGACUGAGUGUUCUGAUGACUCCUUGUGGACUUUAGUUCUUACUUCAUCACGGUUGAUUUGAUGCGAAGCCUCAGUGUCACUUCGCUCUAUGAAAUAUUUUUGUGUGGUUCAAAUAUGAAAACUUUAUACAUAAGCUUCAUAAAAAAAUAUUAAUGUCUGAAUGUCACCAAAAUAAAUCAAUAAAAAUAACUACCACAAACCAUAAA